Molecule: messenger RNA, 2503 nt
Organism: Syngnathus typhle (broad-nosed pipefish)
Lineage: Eukaryota; Metazoa; Chordata; Actinopteri; Syngnathiformes; Syngnathidae
Gene: clptm1l
Product: CLPTM1 like
Exons: 18
Coding region: 314-1957 (547 amino acids)
Cellular component (GO): membrane; endomembrane system
Source: RefSeq, a predicted model, not a curated record
UCGUCCAAAUCCCAAACCAGGAAGUGCGUAACGGAAGUAUUGUAAAUCCACCUCACGUUAAGCGACAGCGAAUGUGAUUGGUUUGGUUUGGUUCCCUGAAUUGCGAUGCGGCUGAAAAGGAGUCUCGCAUGCAUCAUAUUUGGACCAGUGGCCGAGCCGGACUUUUAAAGAAGACGAUCUCGUCGCGUUGAAUGAGACAGCACCGAGAGAGUCGCUAGAGUCCCGUCACUCGGCGGUCACUGACAGCCUGACACUUUCUACACGGAUUGGGAUGGGCCAGCCCUGCGGCUAGACGCCCAACCACCCCGCCGCUAUGUUUCUGAAAUCGUCAUUCACCACCCUGGUGGUGGGUGUGUUUGUGGUGUACGUUGCGCACACCUGCUGGGUGAUGUACGGCAUUGUGUACACCACGCCGUGCGAGCCCCCCGACGGCGCCGGCUGCAUCACACCCUUCCUAGCAGCAAACCCGGAGCUCCAGAUGAGCAUCUACACAGCCCUCCGGCCCAACGCAGAAGGAGGGCACACCCUCAUCCACAAAGAGGAGAUUCUUAAUAUCAACGAAAAGUUUGAGAGGACUGUGAACGUCUCGUUACCCAAGAAGACGCGCAACAACGGCACUCUGUACGCGCUGGUGUUUGUCCACCAGGCCGGAGUCACCCCGUGGCAGGACCCGCAGGAGGUGCACCUGGUGGCCCAUCUCACCGCCUACAUGGUGCCCAAGCCGCCCGAAAUCUCCCUCAUAUCCCGAGAGGACCAAAGUGAGGAUGUGACGGAAGAAGCUCGCCAGACCAAACAACGCAAAGAAGAAGAAGCAAAAAGAGGCGUGUCCGACCAGCCUGUCUCGCACUGGCGCUCUCGCCUGACGCUAAACAUCGUGGCCGACCAAUUUGUUUUUGACAAGGAACACGUUCCGAAUGACGUGCGCCGCUACCUCCGAGCGUUUCAAAAGGGCAAGAAGCUGGUUUACCUACCUCUGCUCUUUGUUGACGAGCUCAGCAACCGCGUCAAGGAUCUCCUGGAGAUCAACAGUACCAGCCGGGUACUUCCUCUUACCAUCUCCUAUGACGCCAUCUCCUUAGGAAGACUCCGCUUCUGGAUCCACAUGCAGGAUGCGGUCUACUCCCUGCAACAGUUUGGCUUUACGGAGAAGGACGCCGAUGAGAUUAAAGGAAUCUUCACAGACACCAACCUGUACUUCCUGGCUUUGACCUUCUUCGUGGCCGCCUUCCAUUUGCUUUUUGACUUCUUGGCCUUCAAGAAUGACAUCAGCUUCUGGAAAGAGAAGAAAAGCAUGGUGGGGAUGUCAAGCAAAGCUGUGCUGUGGCGAUGCUUCAGCACCAUCAUCAUCUUCCUUUACCUGUUUGACGAGCAAACCAGCCUGCUGGUCCUCAUCCCCGCCGGCAUCGGCUCAGUCAUCGAGGUGUGGAAAGUGAAGAAGGCCUUGAAGAUUCAGGUCCUCUGGAAAGGAGGGAAACCGACGUUCCUGUUUGGCAAGUUAGACGAGUCGGAGAGAAGAACAGAAGAGUACGACACUCAGGCCAUGAAGUACCUCUCGUACCUUCUCUACCCACUGUGCUUGGGAGGAGCGCUUUACGCCCUAAUAUUCCUGCGAUAUAAAAGUUGGUACUCGUGGCUCAUUAACAGUCUGGUGAAUGGUGUCUAUGCCUUUGGCUUCCUCUUCAUGCUUCCUCAGCUCUUUGUCAACUAUAAGUUGAAAUCGGUGGCCCAUCUGCCCUGGAAGGCUUUCAUGUAUAAGGCAUUCAACACCUUCAUCGACGACGUGUUUGCCUUCAUUAUCACCAUGCCGACGUCCCACCGACUGGCCUGUUUUCGAGACGAUGCGGUCUUUCUCAUUUACCUUUACCAGCGAUGGCUCUACCCAGUGGACAAGACGAGAGUCAACGAGUAUGGAAUUUCGUACGACGACAAUCCCGAAAGGAAAUCUCACAAGGACUAAAAAAAAAGAUGAGGCAUUCAAGUGAAGUAACAUGAAUAUCCUUAUGUGAUUGUAAAUGUGGUUUUAACUGGAUUCCCCUCUCAAAUAUUGAGCGGAUCAUUUUUGGGAGGAUUUGAGAGGGCACAAUUUUGUAUUUUUUUUCUUUCCGAUGCCUCAUCUCUGUUGCAUCCAGCAGACAGUUUCGAUCAAUCUUUUGUUUGCUUUGUCCUAUUCCUAUCAGGCCGCCACUUCAUUCCAUUUUGCACAAGUAUUUAACAUAUGGAGCAUGUUAGUGCCAAAUGUGAGAGGAACAUUUAUGCCGCUUAUUUGCGUGGAGCAGAGUCGCUCUGUUGGGUGUUUUUAAAUGGCCACUGAAAUGGACAGACAAAGUAUUAUCACACAUUUGUCACAUUUAGAUUCCUUUCCAUUGUUCUAAUGUGUGACUUUCUGAAACAUUCUCACCAAUUUCAGGGUUUCUCUCCCGGUGUAGUUGCAGAUGUUUUUGUUUUUUUAUGGGUUUAAUUGGUAUCAUUAUUUGAGAUUAAAUAAACUGACUGAAUAUGUCAA